CAAUUCAGCUGGGGAGGGAGUGUCCCUGAAUGAGAAAGGGGAAGCAACUGGUGGAUUCGACAUCACCACCUUGAUCACUUUUCCAAAUAGAUCCUUUCAGAGAGUUAGAGUUGGAAAGAUGGAUCUCCAGGCUCCAAAGGGGAAGGAACUGUGGAUUGAUGAUGAUGUGAUUGUCUGGAGUCCAGCUUUUAACCAGGUUCUUCCACUUUCUCGAUGUAAUGAUCCUUGUUUUGCUGGAUCCUGGAAGAAAGGGAUUGAGGGAAAUCAGUUCUGCUGCUUUGACUGUGUUCCAUGCCCUGAAGGGAAGAUUUCAGAUCAAAAUGCUUAUCUGAGCACAAAAGGCAAAGCCAUGGUAGCUGUGGAGGUCUUCUCCAUCUUGUCCUCUGGUGCUGUGUUACUGGGAUGCAUAUUCCUGCCCAAAUGCUACAUCAUUGUUUUGCGGCCUGACUUCAACCACAGGGGAAAUCUCACAAAGAGAAAUUAGUACAUCAUGUGAUCUUUCUUUCUAGGUAAAAUUGCUGAAAAAAAGAAUAAAAAAAUUGUUUACUGUCUACAGGAAUGUAGGAACAUAGUUUGGUUUUGUUUUUCUGUCAAGGUGUUCUGCCCCAGCUCCAGAUUUCCAAGGAUAUUGAUACACACCAAUGGUCCUUAUCAAAUUUAUUAAGUAGCAAGAAUAAACAAGACCGGCAAAGGUUGGCAACGAGCCCAGAAAACAAGAUAUGAUAAACCAAAAUACUCCGAUAAUAAUACAAGUUGUUUCUAGCAAGAAACUUACUAAGGCCGUGUGACUUAAAUAGGCUAAGGGAGUGGCCAAUUAUCCUCAAGCCUUACUCUCGAGGAGACCUCCUCCUCCUGAGUAGCCACUCCUGCCUUUUGGCAGCCGUGCGCGCUUGAGCAUUGAGGAGAGGCUCCUCCACUUCGCUCUCUCCACUUGAAGGAGAUUCUGGAGGUUCUGAAA
Molecule: messenger RNA, 958 nt
Organism: Pantherophis guttatus
Lineage: Eukaryota; Metazoa; Chordata; Lepidosauria; Squamata; Colubridae
Source: RefSeq, a predicted model, not a curated record